Molecule: messenger RNA, 1729 nt
Organism: Halichondria panicea
Lineage: Eukaryota; Metazoa; Porifera; Demospongiae; Suberitida; Halichondriidae
Exons: 11
Coding region: 66-1553 (495 amino acids)
Biological process (GO): import into nucleus
Cellular component (GO): cytoplasm
Source: RefSeq, a predicted model, not a curated record
CGUUAGAGAGCGGUAUAAUUAUAUGGUAGUGUGGGUUCCAAGAAGAAGAACUGAUAUCCUCAAAAAUGGCUGCAAAAGGCACUGUUCCAAUGGCUGCAAUUGUCAUUGGUGGCACAGGGGCAACUGGAAAAAGUCUCCUCAGGAAUCUACUUCAAGCAAAAGACAAGGUUUCCAAGGUAACACUACUCAGUCGCAGUACUCUAACUUCAUUGGACGGUGUGGAUUUGUCAUCUGAGCAGAGCCAAGGCCGUCUAGUCCAGCAUGUUGAAGAUCUGGAGUCGGUGAGUGAUUCCAAAGUGAAAGAAGUGUGUACUGGUGGUCAUGUGCUCUUCAACUGCAUGGGGACGCAUUUGUCCCUCCUUUUCUUUGGAACUCCGAGUGCUUAUCGGACGGUAGCCUAUGAUGUCCCAGCUCGUCUUACCAAGCUAGCGCACCAAGCAGGAGUGGCCCAUUCCAGUGUGCUUACUGCCAUUGUGUCCAAUCCCAACAGCUGGUCACUGUACGUGAGGUGCAAGGGACAACUGGAGGCUAUUGGACAGGAGCUUUUCCCUUACACCUCAGCGUUUAGAGCUGGCAUGUUGGAUAGAGGAGAGGACAGCCGCUUUCUUGAGAAAAUUAGUUUACUGUUUAGUAGUGGACUGUCAGUGAACACGCUCUCAGAAGCCAUGUUUCUGGAUGCCCUAGCCUACCAUACCAACCGUCAGUCUGGUGAAGAGACCAGCAGUGAAGGAAAGAACACUCUCUCUAUCUUCUAUGAUAAUGACAUUCGUCAGAUUUGCAGAAGGUAUGAAAUAAUAUUGCAACGACUUUAUUUAUGGACUAUGGCUACUCAAUCACCCUCUUCACUGGCUGCAGUAGUCAUUGGAGCUACUGGAGCCACUGGCAAAUGUCUAGUACAGACUCUCCUAGCAGCUAAGGACAAGGUUGCCAAGGUCACAAUCCUAGGUCGUAGAAAGCUGGAGUCAAUUGAGGGUGUUGAUGUGUCUCAAGAGGAGAGCGAAGGGAGACUCGUACAACAUGUUCAAGAUCUCGAUGAGGUAACUGGUGAGAAAGUGAAAGAGUUGUGUACGGGAAGUCACGUGUUCUUUAACUGUCUCGGUUCCACAAGAGCAAAAGCUGGAUCUGCUGAUGCAUUCCGUCACAUAGACUUGGAGAUUCCAGUUCAACUGGCGAAGGCUGCUUGUGAAGCCGGUGUCCCUCACUGUAGUGUGGUCACGUCCCAAGGAGCCAACCCCAACAGCUGGUUCUUGUACACGCAAGUAAAGGGGCAGGUGGAGAAUGAACUGAAAGGAGUGGGCUUCUCUUACACCACAGUCUUCAGGCCUGGUGUACUCCGGAGGAGCGGAGAGGAACCGAGAUUUGGAGAAAAGCUUCUUUUAAUGUUGAUCAAGGGGAUGCCAGUGAGUCUGCUAGCUGAGGCCAUGUUCCACGAUGCCUGGGACUAUCAUGGCAAGUCUACCAGCGAGGCGACUGCUAAUUCAGCACUCUUCUAUGACAGUGACAUCAGGAGAAUUUGCCAGGAGAAGACGACACCUGCUGCUACGACUGAGUAAAGAACUUCAUUAAUAAUCCAUCAUGACAAUAAAUACAUGUAGACUAUAAAAAUGUAUGUCUAGAAUGUUUGCACAGAUAAUUAUAAUUAUCGUAAGAAUUUUAAUUGUCUUUUUUGUUCUGUUGUAACGUGUGUAACAAUAUACCAGCUGCUACUGCUACAUUGAGAGAGUCAAAA